This is a messenger RNA of Microthlaspi erraticum, 354 nucleotides long. Lineage: Eukaryota; Viridiplantae; Streptophyta; Magnoliopsida; Brassicales; Brassicaceae. The record is from the annotation of a GenBank genome assembly.
AUGUCUGCUGCUUUGUCUCUCUCUGUGAAUGUUCUUAUUGCAGGAUUGCCUGAGGCGUCAUACACAGGAAACCAGGCGCGUGUACUCGGAGACGAUGGUGACGUGGACCAUGUGCCUGACAGACACUGCGAAGCCGCUGAAGAAGCGAUGAGCUUCAGAAGUUGGCAAAAGUCAAGAGCUAGUGUGCUUAAUGGAGCUUUGGAGCCAUUUGGGAGAAGGAGUGUCGGAGACGUCAAGACAAAGAGCAACCAGGAUGCGAACCAGGAUCAGAACCCGUUUGUCGCCUUACAAGCUUUCUUGACCAAGAAGAGAGUUGACCAUGCCUUAAGUGAAACGCGGCGUUUUGGAGCUUAA